GCUGAGCUGGGUUGUUGUUUACAUCCCGUAGCCGCUCUUCGUACGGACAUCCCGUGCGCGAGGGGAGCGGCAAAAAUUCUCGCUUGAAAUUCUUCGUUACCCAGUGACCGUCGUUGCUGCCUAUCGUAUUUUCCCUAGUAUCAUCUGAUCAUUGAAUCUGCUCGGAACGACUAGUAUAAGAUAAAUAGGAUGAAGGUAACGGUAACCACGCUCAGCGACGACAUCUUCGUCCUGGAUGUCACGGAAGAUAUGGAGUUGGAAAGUUUUAAGGCUCUUUGUGAGAUCGAGAGCAACGUUCCAGUCCACGAGAUGGUGAUUGCUUUCAAUGGUCUACCAUUAAUGAACGACAAGGAAUCGCUGAAGGAUCACGGGAUCCAAGACGGUGACGUGGUGAUUUUGCAACACAUGCAUCAGAGCGGGGCUGAGUUGAACCUUCACCCCUUUAACGGAGCUAUUCCCAUGUUGGACUUCAGUUCUAUCAGAGUGCCAGGAGCAUCCAACAGUCGACAGUCAUCCGCUUCCAGUAGCAGUAUAGCCAGAAUACAAAAUCCUAAAAAUCCUAGAAAAGAAGAUGACCCAGAGAAAAUACGUGAUAUGUUCCUAGCAAAUCCAGGUCAGCUAGCAUUGCUUAGCCAGAAUAAUCCUAAACUGGCUAGCGCCUUACUUUCUGGAAGUCUUGAAAGAUUUACCACUGUACUCAGAAAACAAAUAAAAUUGCGAGAAGAACAUGAGGCACAGAGAUUGAAAAUGAUGAAUGCAGAUCCAUUUGAUGCAGAAGCACAGUUGUUUAUUGCUGAGGAUAUUAAACAGAAAAAUAUUGAAGCAAACAUGAAAGCUGCAAUGGAAUAUAAUCCAGAAACAUUUGGAUCAGUUGUUAUGUUAUAUAUUAAUUGUAAAGUCAAUGGAUUUCCAGUUAAAGCAUUUAUUGAUACAGGUGCACAAUCAACUAUAAUGUCCGAUGCAUGUGCCGAGAGAUGUCACAUGAUGCGAUUAGUCGAUACAAGGUGGGCUGGAAUAGCCCAUGGUGUUGGAACCCAACGCAUUAUUGGCCGUAUUCAUAUGGUACAAAUUCAAAUUGGAAACGAUCACUUAACGACGUCAUUUACUGUCCUCGCAGAACAAAGCAUGGAUAUGAUGCUUGGUCUUGAUAUGCUGAAAAGGCAUCAGUGCUGUAUAGAUUUAAAGAAAAACGUGCUCAAAAUUGGCACCACUGGUGCUGAAACACCAUUUUUAGCAGAAGGGGAGCUGCCUGAAUGGCUCAGGUUAAGCGGUUAUAGCGAUGCAAGUAUUUAUGACAUGGAAGAUGACGAUGAAGAUAAUAAAGAUGACAAAAAGAGUUCUCAAAGGGCACUAGAGGAUGGCUCCAGAGAUGCGAAAAAGCAACGUCGUCAACAGGAUGGCCUGGAAAGUAACAGUUCAAGCGGAACAUCGAGCAAAUCAGAAACCACAGUUCUCCCCCACGAUCCAUUUACAGAGGAGACUGUAAAAGAAAUUGAAUCUCUGGGAUUCAACAGAGUACAAGUUAUCGCAGAAUUACGUAAAUUUAAUGGAGACAAAACCCAAGCUACUGAUGCAUUGUUCACGAAAUCCUUGAGACAUUAAAGCAACAAGGGGAGGAAAAAAAAUUGUGAAGGUUUCCCUGUCUAUACAGUAAAGCUAAGGGCAAGGAAGUACUGUACUUGUUUUUUGGUAGUGAUUUUUCACACUGAUAAUUGUACAUUUUGAUGCACGGGAAACCACACAAUCAAAGCGACGCUCAAGCAAGCAUACUCGUUGUUCGACAAUUAGCAUGAAAUCGUGUUUUAGAUUCUAUUUCGUCGAGCAGCUAUAUAUAAGCGCCAUGUUUUAUUUCAGUGACGAAUGGCUACUUAUUAGAGCUAUGUUUCUCUCUAUUUUUUGCUAGGUUCACAGACAUUUAUAAGGUACACCGAACCUACUGAAGUCAACAUCUGAUAACCGAGCUUAUUAUCGUAACAUAUAUAAGUUUAGACAUCAGUAUAAAUUGGAUUCUAACGAAGUUCUAAGUUAGUGAAACAGCUUAUUGUUUUUCGUGAAGAUUAUGGAUUUACGAAAAUUCUACAACGUUUUUAGACAUUCUACGUCUAUUUUAUUAGAUUAGAUGAGAAAAAAUGAUAAACACUUAAAAGAAUAAUGUUUUAACUAAAAAGAUAUAUUGCACGAUUUCACGAACAUUUCGAGCUUCGCGACCAGAAAUUAGCUUGCGAUACCUUUAAGAAUUUAGU
Messenger RNA from Eufriesea mexicana, 2243 nucleotides. RefSeq names its product DNA damage inducible 1 homolog rngo (gene rngo). The transcript has 6 exons. Gene Ontology annotation, molecular function: aspartic-type endopeptidase activity; protein binding. Gene Ontology annotation, biological process: proteolysis. Lineage: Eukaryota; Metazoa; Arthropoda; Insecta; Hymenoptera; Apidae. The coding region runs from base 190 to 1602 and encodes 470 amino acids. The record is from RefSeq and is a predicted model, not a curated record.